AUGGACAUGACAGAUGAGCAGAGGCUUGCUGUUGCACGAGAGCUGUUGCCAGUUCUCAGCAACCUCGCGCAAGUCUUCUUGAAAAGAGGCGACUUUGGCAACGUUGUCAAGGCAGCUCACCUGGGCUUGCGAAAUGUAAACAAGCUGCCCGGCGACGAAGCAGAUAUGUUCAAAGCGAAGCUUCGUUACCGCAGAGCUCUUGCACUUGGGGAGCCAGGUCCGGACCAUAACCUGGAAAGUUCCUUGGACGACUUGCGGGAAGCGGCACGAUUGAUGCCGACAAGUACGGAGAUCCGCAGUUGUCUUCACAAAUGCAAAGAGCUGCUGCACGGAGAGCCUGGUGGGCAUGCCGACGCCAGGGGCGAGGAGAAGCAGGCUUCGAGCCACGGCACCGGUGAUGAGAAGCCACCGGCGCUCUCACCUGCGUUGGAGUUGUUUGCCAAAUGUGUCGGGCGAAGCCUUGCAAAGCUUAUUCAAUGUUGGACAGGCAUACAAAAAGCACGUGGUGGCAGGAUAUGUGCCAACUUAUGGAGACUCGGCUUCGUGGCACUGUCGUCAGUGCUGGUCAUGGCGCUGACUCACAUGCUUCUGGUGAGAUAA
Molecule: messenger RNA, 600 nt
Organism: Symbiodinium sp. CCMP2592
Lineage: Eukaryota; Dinophyceae; Suessiales; Symbiodiniaceae
Source: the annotation of a GenBank genome assembly